AUGGCAUCGAAGAGCACGACCAGGAUGAUUCUUGUCCUAGCGUUCAACAUCCUCCUCUUCGACCACUUCGCCAAAACCGCUCAUGGAGUAGUUUCCAUUUCCAUUUGUCCGAGGAGUAUCCUCCAAAUUACGAGCUGUGCCCCUGAACUAAUCACCGCUGUCACCAGCAUCGUCAACGGCGCCAAUGCCAAUAUCGGUAUAAACAAUGGUGGCAUCGGAGUGGGAGUUGGCGUACCAGUGCCGGCACCCAGUCUCACUAACUGCUGCAGCCUCAUAAGUGGCCUGACCGAGUCACAGACCAACGCUUGCGUCAAUGCCUCGGUCACGGCUAGUCUCCUCGGUAUCCUUCUCCCUAAUGUUGACUUUGCCAGUCUCGUCCGAAAUGUCUGUGCCCGCCUCCAGUGA
Tarenaya hassleriana is the source of this 405-nucleotide messenger RNA. Its product is annotated as putative lipid-binding protein AIR1. The record is from RefSeq and is a predicted model, not a curated record. The coding region runs from base 1 to 405 and encodes 134 amino acids. The transcript has a single exon. Lineage: Eukaryota; Viridiplantae; Streptophyta; Magnoliopsida; Brassicales; Cleomaceae.